AUGGAGGAAUCAAGGACUGACACGUAUAUUCAUGAUCCAGAUAGUCUUGAACUCAUCUGUGCGGCGCGUAAAAAGAUCAGCAGUCUUCUGCCUGAAGAUUACCAAUACGAAAUUCUAACGGCUAGUGCAAAGCCUGAUCCAAAUACUGAAGGCAAUGAGGCCUUAUAUGGAUGUGUUAAAUUGUCAAUCAAAACCAAAGCAGAUGCAUUAGUUUGGAUAAACAGAUUUCAGAGAAAGACGCUUACUUCAUAUCAAUCUCCUUCAUAUUGGAGGAAAAAUGCCAUAGAUGGACUUUUAUUGAAACAAUUUCGAUGUGAUUAUCCUAGUAGGCAAGGAUUGUGUUGCAAAGCUUGUCUUAUGCUGAGUGUUAGGGAUACAAGGGAUGGCCGCAACAAAUUUAAUCCCGGAGAUGAAAAAGUAAGAGAUCAUGAUCAUUUAACUGGUAGAUUUAGGGGUGGAGCGCACAGCAUCUGUAACUUGAAUUUUCGACGUCUGCCUCACAUUCCAUUGCUUUUCCACAGCUUAAUAGGCUAUGAUAGUAUUUUAUUUAUUAAAAAGUUUUGUUAUGAAAAUGAUAUUCUUUCACAAAGUAAAGAAAAAUAUAUUUCAUUUUUCAAAGUCGAUAUUGGCUUAUCUUUUCGUUUUGUUUCCGCUUUAUUGGAUAGUCUUAGUGAAAGUUUGGAUCCUAAUCAGUGUGUAGAAAUCAAAAGAUAUUUCCGAGAUCCAAACCUGUUUAAUAAAAUCAUGAAGAAAGGAGUAUAUCCAUAUUCCUAUGUAGAUACCAUGGGUGGAUUUCAUGAAAACCAACUUCCAUCCAUUGGAAACUUUUAUGAUAAACUUAAACCUAUUAAUGCCCAGAAUUGCCUAUAUCAAAAUUAUACUGUUUUUUCUCAAAUUAAAAAUGGGUUAAAUACUAAACCAAAAUCGUUAGGAAAAUUUAGAAAAUAA
Molecule: messenger RNA, 948 nt
Organism: Ceutorhynchus assimilis (cabbage seed weevil)
Lineage: Eukaryota; Metazoa; Arthropoda; Insecta; Coleoptera; Curculionidae
Source: the annotation of a GenBank genome assembly